GCGUUCGCUGCGACCGGCGGGCGGGCCGAGCAUGACGCAGUCGUCGGACCGCAUCUGGGAACUGCUGUCCACGUCGCCAGUGCGCGUGCGUAACCUGGAGCAGGACAUGGAAGCGCUGCGCCAGUCGCGCCACGACAACCCGUACCUGCAGCAGCAGAUGGAGCGAUUCUCGAUUCAGGACGAGCCGGCAGCCGAUGAGCGACAGCUACUCUUCCCACCCGACGACAUAAGCGACCUGCACAAGCACCUGAUACGCAGCCCACCGCCGCAGUUCCCGCAAGACGUGGCCCACUUCGUCUUCCCAGGAUCACCGCCGCCCGAGGACGAGACCAUGAUGGAACCCGAGAUGCUAGGCCACGCCGGGCCCUACAGCACCGAGACGAUGCGCCAGGUACCCCAGGAAACGCGCGACCAUCAGAUGUCCAGCUACCAGGCAGACGACGUGCAUCGCGGCUUGGCUCGCGCCGCAGCCGCUACCCGGUGAAAGGCGGCGGCGCCCCGGCCGGCUCGCCGGCUGCUCCGCAAUUCUCAAGCGGUCGCCGGUGAGCCGAGCGCGUGCGGACUCUUGGACUCACUGACAUCUGCGGUGACGAUGCGCAAGACGUCCUUCGGAUGUGCUACGGACUGGACAGGGACGUCCAUCGCUUCACACAGCACCUUUCGUCAGCAACGGCUUUCAAGAGUCGCUCACAGCCGCCGUGGGUCCUGGACAGGGCGAAACGUAUUCAAAAACCGUGCGCCCGAACGUUUAAGAGCAUUACAUCUUUAAGAGAUGAUCUUACAAAGGUGGCAGUAGUAUUGAUCAGAUUGCAUGUUUAUUCUUGGUAGGGAAAAAAAAACUGAGCCGGCCUUUCAGCGGAAUGCCAUUCUUUGCUUUGAAGUGCUGUAGGUGUAUGGUGGAAGCACAGUUGUAGUCGCGACAUGGCCAAAAAAGAAGCUGCCAUCUUUGCAUUGGCCCAUGCUUGUUGGAAUAUGCUGUCUCAGCAAGGGAUAAAAUUGUGCCAUAACUGUCCGAGCCACUGCUAGCGUGGGGUCUGCAUGCGGUGCGGGUAUUGAGGGGCCUUACUGGCGUGAGCGGCUGGUGCUAACCUCUCAAAGAAUGUUCCAGACCGUUGGAGACUGUGGUGCGAAGACUUGCAAAGUGUUGUGGAGAGGUAGCAUUGCAAUAGCUGUACAGUUUACACCAUAGAAAAAAACAAAACAACAACACGCAGGCAUUCAGCGAAUUGUACAAACCAGGGGCGUAAUUCACAAAGAUCUUUGUUGCUUGCCUGCAUCUCUUCCUUUAGGUGCGAGACAGGAUGAAACAGAGUGGUUGAUAGUUUAACGGCCGUCUUCACUAAAUGUUAGAGUAUCGUGAGGUGGUUACGUAUGUCUUUAGAGACUGCAGCAGCGAUUGUACGAAAUGCUUUGUAAAAACAAACCGGGUUUUCGUUUUUGCUCACGUCUGGACGUUCAGACGCAAAAAGCGGUGACCGCGCAUGAUAGGCUGCGCCGCUCUCCUGUAUUUUUUUCGCCCUUCUUGAAAUGGCAAAGUACGUUCACCUAUCGCGUGAAAGGUGUUUGGCCCCUUGUGGUUGUGUGUGUGACGUUCGCAGUACCACAGAAUUGUUCAUGACGCUUGAAAGAGCGACCAUUAACGGAAGUGUGGAAGCCCGAACCAUGCAGAGGGAACUCAGGCGACUUGAUUGAAUAAGUUUUAUUUUCUUGUUGCUAAACGUAUUUGUCCCUGUUGUUUCGGCUGCAGUUAACACGCGGCGUUCUUUGCGACUCUAGCCGCAUAUGACGCCCCGAGCGCGGCAUCGAGAGAUUACUAUUAAGCUAGUUUAGUAGCUAACGCAGAUUGUGCUAACGUUCUCGUGACGACUAACAUGCCUUGUAUGCAAGUACAGGUCGACAUAGAGUUGAUUAGCAGUCGAAUAUCAUACCAGCGCAUAACUAAACUUGUCGCUUCUGUGCACACAAGAGGUCCCCAAUGCUUUUGGCUUGUUUUUGCAAUAUAGGAGUACAACAGCCAUACGCAUUAUUUCCUGCAAUUUAGAGCCAAAAAAAUCGAUCGCUCUGGCACUACAAUGCUCAUUUGGACAUUGCACCAGAAGAGCCCCAAAAUAACAGAAGCUUGUGCCCUAUUCCGGUGUGACCACACUAAUUGUAUGACCAAGAUGAGCUAGUCAAGUUACACUUAAGAUGUGACAGGACAAUAUUAACGCGGCAACACGUCCUCGGGAUGUUAGCAAAUUCCUCGACAAUUUCGAUGGUGACAUCAGCUGUGCGCCUCAACAUUUCCCGUUGCGCGUUUCAACAGGAAGCGUUUUUCGCGUGCCAACGACCGCGGUAGCCCGCGUGAAUUAGCAGUCCGAGGAGUCUUCCGCAACGCACCACUUGUUUCCAACACAAGUUGCGCUUAGGGUGGGAAGUAAGGGCUUGUCUCCUGAAAAAAGUUCAAGCUGAAAUAUCGCGUUGUAAACUCUCUCUCAUGUGCGUGACAUGUGUUCUAACGUAAAAGAGGAUCAACAAAUCUUCUAGUCGCAGACGCUCAUGUGCCAAAGGAAUGCGUCACUUCUGUGUGGAGUGGGCAUUAGCGUGUCGUUGUGCAUGCCAGCCGCGUAGAUAUAUAUAGUUGCCGAGGGAAGGCAAUCCCUGUGCGAAAACCUACGGCUCAGAUCCACGGCGGGCGUUCGGUAUCGCGGGUGCGUGCUUCGGCCGUGUGACCUACUGUAGCGCCGCAUCGUUUGAGCUAUAGGUAUGCCACAGAAACCUCUGCGUGACCGGUCGGUGGUUCUGCGCGCUACAUGUCAAGAUUCUCCGGAUGAUGCAGAAGCUUACAAAGCCGCUUGUUUUCGAGUUGACCGAAACGAAAGUGCGGCGUGGUUCAGCUGUCCCACACGAUAGCCUCACGGGCUGGCCGUGUACAUAGCGUCUCCUGCCACUGCUGUAACCCGACGCGGUUCUUCAGAGCUUGUCGAAUAAAGAGUUUGUUACCUACACAA
This is a messenger RNA of Rhipicephalus microplus (southern cattle tick), 2990 nucleotides long. RefSeq lists its product as uncharacterized. The record is from RefSeq and is a predicted model, not a curated record. Lineage: Eukaryota; Metazoa; Arthropoda; Arachnida; Ixodida; Ixodidae.